This is a messenger RNA of Magallana angulata, 1717 nucleotides long. RefSeq lists its product as uncharacterized. Bases 415 to 1233 code for a protein of 272 amino acids. The record is from RefSeq and is a predicted model, not a curated record. Lineage: Eukaryota; Metazoa; Mollusca; Bivalvia; Ostreida; Ostreidae. The transcript has 4 exons.
UUAACAGGAUCGGGAAACGUUCUAGUUUUUAGUGUUUAUCCUCGAGCUGUGUCUGCAUAGAACUUUCUGUAAAUGGGAGGUGCUCUUUACCAAACUAUAUCUGUAGAUAUUAACGUAUGACCAUAUCAUUAGUUGUUGUUGUUGUUGUUGUUGUUGUUUUUCACUUUUAUGGCAAUGGCAACGUCAUUACCAAUCUGAGGAAGCACAGGUAAAACAUCUGUUAAACUGUUACAGGUAAGUACAGUCAGAUUCCAUUGAAAUAAAUGAAUAUUAAUGAGAAGUGUGUCUACAUCACACAUACUUACUAUGACACGUUUUAUACUCAUAUGUUGCAAAAGCAAACUGUUCCCUAGGCAUCCAAGCACUGGCACGAUAAGAACCUUCUGUGUUUAGUAAGUGGCCCAAUGAGUGGUAAUGUCUACGGAAAAAGCCGUGAUCGAAAUUCAAAAAUCUCAGAGUUUGGGUCUAGGUUUUGUUGUUCUAUGCGCCGGAAUAUUCCUGAUAGUAUUCAACAUUCUGUGUGUUUUCAUUUUCUACCGGAAGUGGAAGAAAAGACUGGUCAAAUGUCGCUCUGAAUAUCAAUGUAAAGGACGAUCGGAAUAUCUCAGCAAACACAAACCUCCGAAAGCCACCACAACCUUUAAGAGAUGGAAGUCACGUAUUGGGUCACGAUUUGGAGUUCGUUUGAAGAAAAAUUACUCAAUGAACAACAGAAAUACCUAUGAAAAAGGACCCGUUUUAAUUAAUGCCCAAAACGUACACGUACAUCAUGGGGACAAGAUGGAAGAGGUCAAUUCACCGAAGCGUGUCCGUCACACCGCGAUCAAGCGUAACAUUGGUCCUGGAAAUGAUAUCUCAUCCAAAAGGACAGAUUUUAUAAAACCGGAAAUUUCUGAUAUUUCCGAUGUGUACAGUGUAGUGAGAAAAGACUAUUUGUUGCGCACAGGAUCUCCGAAGGAUUCAGUGACCGAAAAUGGUGUUCAGACGAGAGAAAAUGUCGGACGGGUGAGGGUAGGUACGAACACUGACCAGGAGGGUAAGGAAAUGGACAAACCAGAAGAAGACUGCAAAUUGUCAGAUACUUCGAAAAAAUCAAAUCAGAAGCUAGAUUCAGGGCAGGGACCUGAUACUUCCCGUGAUAUACAAACUUUGAGUACCUUGUUUGAGAUUCAUUCUGAACACGUGAUUAAAACACUAUCCAGACUGAAAAGUUUGGAGAGAAAGGGAAACUGACAGAAACAAUUUUGUCUAUUGGAGGUCAUAAAAACUUAACUCAUUGUUUCAGAACAAACGUUAACUUUCCUACGAAGUCUGAUAUGAUUAUAUCAAGUGAAGAAGAUCUGAAACACUUCUUCGUUUCAUAAAAAAGUAUGUUGCCUGACAAAGAUUGAUAGAACAAGACCCCACACCGUUGAGUUUUAAUCUUGUUGUGUCAAUAAACAUCUAUAUAUUUUACAACUAAGUUCCUAAGUAAUACCAUGACAAUACGUAAAAAAAUAUGUAAAAACUGAAAAGCAACCGGAAACUAGUAUUGGUAAAAUAAUAUUUUUAUGUUUUGACAAAGCUCACGAGGAAAACCGAGUAAAUUGUAAAAAUGGCGGAAAUUAAUGUUCUACGAAUUCAUUAAAACUUCCCCUUUUUUACCAUCACAACCAAAGUUGCUCUCUUUGGCUGAACUAUUACGCAUAACACACUAUUUAUUCUUCUACACGCUACA